AUGGGUUUGCGCAUCUUGCUCGCGGCUCUAACAGGAGCCUUUGUCAUUUACACUUUUUUGAAGUCCAAAGGUGGCUCACGCUUGCCCCCUGGUCCAAGGGGGAAGCCAGUUAUUGGAAAUCUGCUGGAUCUACCUGCAGCAGGAAAACAAGAAUGGCAACAUUGGCUCAAACACAAAGACCUAUAUGGCCCUUUGAGUUCGCUUUCGAUCUUUGGAACUACCCUUGUGAUUAUCAAUGAUCGCAAAUUGGCCUUUGAAAUACUGGAGAAACGUUCUGCAAAGCACUCCUCUCGUCCAAAUCUGGUGUUUGCAGAUGAAAUCGUCGGAUGGGGCAAAGCGCCAUCGAGCCAGGAUAACACCAGCCUGCUGCGCUCCUAUCGGAAGGCAAUGGCACGGAUCAUCGGGUCACGCAGCUCGAUGGCCAAGUUCGACGACAUGCUUGAGGUUGAAGCGCGACGAUUCCUUUGGCGAGUGCUUGACCGUCCGAGCGAUUUUGUGAAACAUACUAGAACUGCCGCCGGUGCAUUCAUAUUGAAAAUCACCUAUGGAUACAAUAUUGAGCCGCAUCAUGACGAUCCUCUCGUGAACUUGGCAGAUUUGGCACUCCAGCAAUUUUCCGAAUCUGUGGUUCCCGGCGCUUGGCUCGUUGAUAUGAUUCCAGCUCUGAAGCAUAUUCCAGAAUGGUUUCCAGGAGCUGGGUUCAAAAAGACCGCACGAUUCUAUGCUCACACUCUCACACGUCUUGUCGAGGAGCCAUUCGCAUUCACGAAAUCUGAGAUGGCUGAUGAAAAGCACGAGAACUCUUUCACUGCAAGCCUGCUACAACAAGGGGAAGAUGAGGAGAUCGUCAAAUGGUCGUCCGUUGCCCUCUACAGUGCCGGAGCAGACACGACUGUCUCUGCCCUGAAAGGGUUUUAUCUUGCAAUGAUGCUUCAUCCAAAUGUUCAGCAAAAAGCGCAAGCUGAACUAGAUCAAGUACUCGGGCCUAAUGUCUUCCCUUCAGUUGAAGAUCGAGACAAAUUACCCUACAUCAACGCCAUCGUCACGGAAGCUCUCCGUUGGCACACUGUUGCUCCGCUUGGCUUGCCCCACAAGACCGACCAGGAUGAUAUUGUUGACGGCUAUCUCAUACCCAAGGGCGCAUUAUUGCUUCCAAAUAUCUGGGCUUACAACCACGACCCCGAGGUGUAUGAAAACCCAUCAGUCUUCGAUCCCGAGCGAUUCUUGAAUAACUCGAAUUCCAACCCUGUUCCCGAUCCUUCCAAUGUGAGCUUUGGGUUUGGACGACGCAUCUGCCCUGGUCGUCUGGUCGCAGACAUCUCUCUCUUUCUAACAAUCGCUCAUACGCUCGCUGUGUUCAACAUCACUAAACCUUUGCGAGAGGAUGGACGGACAGCUGAGCCUAACGUCGACUUCACUCCAGGAAUCAUAUGUCAUCCCGAGGACUUUGAUUGUGUAUUCUCACCGCGAAGCCCUGAGCACAAAAAGCUGGUUGUUGAAUUCGAGAAAGCACAUCCCUUUGAGAAGGGCGAUGCCCCGUAUUUGAAGGAAAUUCUCACGGAAAGGAAAAGCUACGCCUAA
Penicillium brevicompactum is the source of this 1581-nucleotide messenger RNA. Its product is annotated as cytochrome P450. NCBI's taxonomy places the organism in Eukaryota, Fungi, Ascomycota, Eurotiomycetes, Eurotiales, Aspergillaceae. The record is from RefSeq and is a predicted model, not a curated record. The transcript has 7 exons. Gene Ontology annotation, molecular function: heme binding; oxidoreductase activity, acting on paired donors, with incorporation or reduction of molecular oxygen; monooxygenase activity. Bases 1 to 1581 code for a protein of 526 amino acids.